CGUCCGACUACGCAUGCACCACGGCCACUACGCUACUCACGCAAACGCGCUCUGACGUCAUUCCGUUUGCCAUGCGUGCUCCUCCUCGCCCGCACAGUCAUGGCGCCAUUGAGCCGCUGGUAUUUUACCCGGGAGCAGCUAGAACGCAGUCCGUCCCGGCGAGCUGGACUGGACGCCGAUAAGGAGCUCUCGUAUCGGCAGCAGGCGGCAAACCUCCUGCAAGAUAUGGGCCAGCGGCUCAACGUAUCACAGCUGACCAUAAAUACAGCUAUUGUAUAUGUGCAUCGUUUCUAUAUGGUUCAAUCUUUCACUCGAUUCCACCGUAACUCUGUGGGACCAGCUGCACUCUUCUUGGCAGCAAAGGUAGAAGAGCAGCCUCGGAAAUUGGAGCAUGUAAUCAGGGUGGCACACGCAUGCUUGAGCCCGUUAGAACCUGCACCUGAUACCCGAAGUGAGGCAUACCUGCAGCAAGCCCAAGACUUGGUCAUUCUUGAGAGCAUUAUACUGCAGACCUUGGGUUUUGAGAUAACGAUUGAUCAUCCGCACACACAUGUUGUAAAGUGUACACAGCUUGUCAGAGUUUUGUGCUUCUCUACAGCAAGCAAAGACUUGGCACAGACAUCAUACUUUAUGGCAACAAACAGCCUGCAUUUGACCACUUUCAGCCUCCAAUACACUCCACCCGUGGUGGCUUGUGUCUGCAUUCACCUGGCAUGUAAGUGGUCUAAUUGGGAGAUUCCUGUAUCGACAGAUGGGAAGCCAUGGUGGGAGUAUGUGGAUGUAACAGUCACGUUAAAGCUGCUGGAUGAAUUAACUCAUGAAUUUCUUCAGAUCUUAGAGAAAACUCCUAAUCGCCUGAAACGAAUCAGAAAUUGGAGGAUUAGUCAGGCUAACCAAACCAGGAAACCUAAAGACGAUGAAUGUCAAGAAGAGUCUGAGGAUAAUAGCUUUUCUGAAGAGACAAUUCUUCGAAUGUUCUCUCAUAGUGGAAUGUUAAAUACUGAUUCCCUUUCUGAUUCAUCAUCUCAGCCACUUUCGGUUACAAAAAAUGAUGGGGGAAUGUCGGAAGGGCAGUGGGGGUGUCAGCUACAGAGCCAGCGGGAUCAGCAUAGAACUGGCGAGCUUAUAACAUCUGCAGAACAGUCACAAACACUCGGUUCCAAACCAGUGGCACUUGCUAAAAUGUCUCUGAAGGAGUACCGAGCAAAGCAUGCAGAGGAAUUGGCAGCACAAAAACGCCAGCUGGAGCAAUUGGGUGCCAGCCUAAAAGAGCAAUACGCUUCUGCUGCUCAGAACCUGUUAAUACAGCAGCAGAAAGAACGUGAAAAAGAGGCCCAUGCCUCUCCUAUUAUCCUUAAGAUUCCAUUGCAUGAAGUAAGCCACAAACGCUCUGAGAAAUCUUCCAGCCUCAAGCUUCGGCUCCCUGUUACUAACCGGGAGAAAUCGGAGGAGGGAAAAAUACGGAUUAAGUUGCCAAAUGAGGACAGCAGCAAGAGUAGAGAUAAGCACAGAAGUAGUACAUCUUCACAUCACCAUCACAAUAACCAGUCACAUCGUCAACACCACCAAGAUCCAUCUGGAAAUAACAGCAGCAAACGUUCUUUACCUCCCCCGGUAUUUUCGACACACAAAUCAUCAUCAAAUUCCCGAAAACGUACUACCACAGAGGAAACCGCAGGACACGAUCCCCCUUCUCACAAAGUCAGCAGGACCUCCAAAGCUUCCACACAGGAACCUGCUGUUCCACACUCAUUAAACAGAGUGAGAGGUAAACCAGAAAGGGAAUCUUCGGGAACCAAUGGUCACAGCGUCAAUAAAGUAAUUGAUUAUCAGGACACAGUGAACAUGUUACAUUCACUUCUUAGUGCACAGGGAGUACAACCCAUGCAGCCCCCUCAGUAUUUAAAUCCAUUUGGGGAUUUUCGCAGGACACGGCCUGGUAACACUGAUGAUUCCAGAGCUCCCCCACUUCCUGCUGAGCCACCCCCCCCUCUUCCGCCACUGCCAAAGUGAUAUAAGUUUUAAACCUAUUGUUUUAAUGUCUAGAAAGGUGAAUUAAUUUCCCUGCAUUGUCUGAACUAUCCUAACCAGCACGCUCUCUUUCUUUUGCUCUUCCAUUUUUUAUACCAAACUAUUCCUUGUGGUUUUGUUCCUUCCUAAACAGUCUUACCCUAUUGUGUUUCCCUAAUUUUUUGCAUGUCUUAAAUGAAAUGAUGUCACUUUCUAGGACUUCAAUCACUCACUUCUCUGUCAUGUUAUAUUUUGUUUGUGUUGGUGUUAUUUCUAUCAAACGGGUCAUAGUUUUAAAAAUGUACUAUAAGAAAGCAAUUGAGAAAUGUUACAAAAGUGUUGAUACUAAGCUUUUUGCAAGCUGAAAGUUACAGGUACAUUAUAUUUAUAGUGUUAUCUGACUAUUUUUAUUAUGCUUUAUUCUUCCUUUUAACUGUCAGUAUCAAACUUUCAUCUCAUUUAUCUAUGAAUGGAGAUUGUUUGUUUUUUCCUCUGGUGGAAGUCUUAUUUAUAGCUAAUUUUAGGCUAGGGCAACAAGGUUGCAGUGUAGUCGCUGACCCAAGUAUGUUGGUCAGCCAGGGUGUCCAACUGUAACUGUGCUGUGUUUGGUAGGCAUCCCUGGAUAUUAGCACUCAAAGGCAGCUAAAUGAGAGCCUCUCAGAAAACUCUGCCUGCAGUAUUCCAUGGCAAGUAUGUCAGCUGACAUCCACAGACAUCCUACCAUAGAGGAACCUAUAGAGCUCUCCUAAAGAAAGUCUUGGCCCAGGCCUUACUUUGCCAGUCAGUUUGAUAAUCAUUUGUAUAAUUGUUUGAUUAAAUCACAAUUUAAAGGAGAAGGAAAGGCAUUUUAAUGCCGAUAGAUUAGCCACAUCAGUGCCACCUAGAAAGCUAUAUUUAUUCUGCAAAAACCUUUACCAUACCUGAGUAAACAGCCCUAGAAUCUCCAUCUGUUUGCUUAAGACAGCAGCUGCCAGUCUCAGGAAGUGUUGCAGCUUUAGCAGUUGGUAGCUCACAGAUCUCACAUUCUCAUGAGAAGGGGAGUGAAUUCUUUUGGGAGGUGGAGUAGGAGAAGGGAGAGAGGAGAGAGCUGCCUGCUUAUGGUUGUAUUUACAUAGACCUUUCUGAUAAAGCUUACUUAGUUAUUACCUUUCCUUCUCCUUUAAAUAAGCUUUUUAUCCCAAUUACUUAGAUGCUUACGAUAUAUUGCCCACUUACACCACAGUUUUUUUAUAGAAUUUUUUUAAAGCAAUGUUAAAUGGGAAAUAGCACUGGAAAUUGUUAGUCAAAUACAUUAUUUCCUCCUUUAAUGCCCUGGGCACAUGUAGAGUUUAUGUUGUUCCUUUGCUUAGUGUUUCAUAGGUGAAUUUUGUCACUGCUAGUCUGGUGAGUAGCAUUCAUUAACCUGCAUUCACUUGCCUGCUGGUAAAAAUGGUUAUGACCAAAUGGCUGUUACCAUUUGCUUGUGUGACUGUCUACAAAGGGUUUAUAGUCUGCAGAGCAGAUAUAUGUGCAUGUAACUUCCUAUGAAGUGGCAAUUCUUGUUGAUAGUAGGAAUCAAGAACGGCUCACAAGCCAUUUUCAGAGACACUCACCUAUGUGCCUUACUGUUUGGGCUAUAUGUACAUUCUGGUUUAAUUGUCUUCUAAAGUGUAAGAGCAACUCUCAAGUUACAUUAUUUAACAUUGGCUGCUUACACUACUGCAAUAGUGAGGAAUAUUUCUUACAUUUUUGUGAUCAUAAACAGCACAUACCAUUUGUAAUAUCUAAGUUUUGGUGAUCUGAAUGCUGUGUGUAUAAUAUUGUUUCUGUGUAAUUUUUCAUCCAGCCCUUUGAGCAGUGAAUUGUUAUUCAGAUACCUGAAAAAUGCCUAAAGGGAGGCAUUUUCUUGUUUUUACCAACAAAUCUAGAUUAUUGAGAUCAAGAAUUAGCCUUUGUUUGACAGUGUUUCUUAGGUUCCUCUAACUUGUUUUAUCUUAAGAGGGGAAUGCUUGCAAUUACAGCUGAACUCACAGCAUCAGUCCAAUAAGAAAAGUUUUAGGCCAAUGACACACAGGGCAUUAUGUCACCAGACGUGACUGUUCUGUGAGUGUUCAAAACAUACCUUUCUAUUUUGGAUCAUGGAAGUCACAUGCUCUGAACAAGUCCAAUUUUAAUAAAAUGCAGAAUAAAGCAUUUCCGUGCUAAUAUGUGAUUGGACUGGUUUGGAACAGUGAACCGCAAUACAAAGGUAUAUUCUCCCAUUUUGUCACCUAUGCCACAAAAUUCACUCAGUACCAUUGCACUUAGGGGAUGCAUUCGUUAUAUCAGUUUGCAGGCCUUCUGAGACUUUGGUCUUGGGGUUACUUAUGUGCAAAUUGCUAAUAUAAUUUAUUUCAGCUGUAGGGAUUUGGACUGCAAGAUAACAUUUUCUUCUUAUGGUUCUGUAUUACAUGGAAUAGUAGAUGCUUCUUACAUGUCAGUAUGACAGACUUGAAUAUCAAUUAAAAUCCUUAAUUAUUAAUGAAAUAAUUAUUUUGACAAAUAUAUAAAUUAUUAAAAUACUUGAAGACCCCCCAGUGAUAAUGUGACAGCCAGGUUUCUCUUCAGUGUUGGACAUAGACAGCAUUGGGGGCUUGUGAUUGGGGUGUGGCUGCUGUCUAUUACUCAAAUUUAGAUAAGCUUUCCCAGGACCCCCAAGCCCACAGAGUUCCUUAGCAACCCAACAAAAAUGUCCACAUUACUUUCUCUCUCUCUCUACCCAUUUUAUAUUCUUCAAUCAAUUUAGCCCUUGUUUCUUUCACCAUUAAAGAAGGAAUGGAAAACAUCUGGGCACUGGGUAUUACUUUUUUUGCGAUUGGUAGACAGUAGCUGGUUGAGCAUUUCACUUUGUGUCUUGUAGUGCUUUCACUAUGGUUAAAGUGAUAUUGACACAUUUAAAGGGACUUUAUUAUAUAAAAAUGUAAAUACAAGUGAAAUUAAUAAAAAAAAAGGUUUUAUUUACAAAUGAAAAUUUUAAAAAAAAGAUUUUAAUUAUAGCUUUUAAUUUGCAAAGGGAAUAUAUUUCACUCUGCAAUCCUCUGUUUGUAUAGCAGACAAUAAGGCAUGCUGAGUGUUUUUUUUUAUCCAGAUUAAUGAUAAUUGUAUUAUAGACUGGGGAGAAAAAAGGGAGCCUAAACAGUAUACAUUUUAUUUCUUUUUCAUAGGGAGUAUGAUUGUGAUAUUAAAAAAAACACAUUUAUUUCAGACUGAGCUAGAAAGGCUUUUGUCAGAUGUGGCAGUUUCUCCAGUGGCUAAAAAUCAUAUUUUUGUCACUCGCACAUGCAGCAUAUUUUGGGCAGAAAAUGCUUUUGUGCAUUUUCUGAAGUAAAUUUGCCUUGUGUGCACAGUGACAAGUAAUUCCCGUUCCUGCCCGUGCUACGCAAACGGGGGUAGGGCGGUAUAUAUAUAUAUAAUAUUAUAUUAUAUGCUUGUGCCUAAGGUGGCAGCCCUUGGGUGCCAAUAUAUUUGAUAAAAUUAAAAAAAAAGCAAAGAAACCCAUAGCUGCUGCCAGAUGAUACCUGGGCAAAUCCAGCUGCAGAGCUGGUGGGAUGAGGACGCAAUGUCUUACAAUAAUUAACCACUUUCGGGAGAAGUGACAUCACACCUAGGGUGGUACCAGAACUAAAUGCAGCCCUGCAGCAUCCAUACACUUAUUGGUAUUUGUAUGUUCAUCAUACAUACCAAUACUAAUAAGGGUAUGUAAGCCCAAUGAUUCCCACUGAUAUCCAUAGAAGAUUGGGCAAGUCUGAACAUCUAAUCUCGUAAUGUAUGAUGUACUGUAUCUGCCGAUUCAUGGUGCAUCAGCAGUAAAGUCAGGAAGAUUGUAAAUCAGAUUACAAAAUGAUUGCAAGUUUGCCAAAUUUUUCCUCAGCAAAGUUUUUUUUUUUUUUUUAAUUAUUAUGGCCAUGUGAAAGUUUCAUGAAGGAGGUGUUGCCCCCAUAUAAAAAAAGUAAAAAGGAUUGGGGAUCUUUCCCAGUAGUUAUAAUUAUUCCCCUUUAAUUUACCUAAAAGGCUUUGUGUGGGGUUUUUUUUGUCUUCCAUUGGCUGAUCUGAAUGAUGUAUAAUCUCUGUAAAAGUCUGCGGAAAAGUGUUGGCACUAUAUAAAUAAAUAAUCAGAUACAUGAGAAAUAGGGAUAUCAUUUUUAAGAAUUUACUGGAAAGAGAUUGGGUCAUGACAAUAUUGUGAAAUGCUCAUCUGUAUGAAAGUAAUGGGCAGGAUAAUAUUAGGUUUUCUGCAGUACUCAGACAUACGUGUAUAGAACUUUAAGGAAACAAUCCAAAUUGAUGUUUGGAAUACGUUAGUUCAAGCUGGUAAUUACUGCUUAAUUAUCAGCCAAAUGAAAGAACAGACUGAUCAAAAAAGCUUUCUUACCAAAUUGUUAAUAACAUUGGUUAUCAUUUAUAACUAUCAACAUUUAUUACAUCUCCUCUGAAUUCAGGAAUUCAUAUUCAGAGAAUUCUUUCUGAAAAAACGGCACUUUUCCCAGGGCAGCAAAAAGCCACCAUCAAAGGGGUGCUGUACAGCAUUGUGUCUGAUGUGACGAUGUGACGGGCAGUAGCAGAAAUGCCACUGAAUCGAUCCACAAUAAUGUUUAGUGAUUCCAGCCCCCCAUUCAGAUUUUUAAAGGUUAAGUAAACCUUUAUAAUAAGUGAAUGUAACAUUGAUGAGAGUGCUAUUAUAAGCACUUUUGCAAUUUACAAUUUUUUUUCAAGAUUAAGAGGAAUGAGUGCUGUUAAUUUUUCAAUUUGAAUAAAUUGUUACAACAGUGCCACCUACUGGCCAAGGGCUGAUCUGUUGUUGUUCUGGUAAGUAAAACCAUUAGAAACCACAGAUACCUUUUCUCUCAUCUUUUCUAACCAGAAGAGCAUCAUAUCAGCUCUUUCUUUUACCUGACAAUUUCCUUGACUAAAUUACAGUUGGAACAGUGGCACUGUUGUAGCAAAAUGCAUUCAAAUUAACAGUACAUGUCGCUCUUAAUAUAUUUGAAUCUUGAAAAAAAUGAAUUUAUUUAAUUUGGGAAAAGUGCUUAGAAUAGCACUUGCAUCAAUUUCACAUUCACUUAUUUUAAAGGCUUAUUUAACUGUUAACAUUAUUAUUUGUUUGGAUAGAACCCCCCCCCCCCCCCUUACAGUUUAUAAAGAAUAAGUACAUAUACAAGGUAUUGUGGAGAUUACAUUUCAGCAAGACACUGGCAUAAAUAUUACAUGGCAUGGAGGUCUCUGCUUGUAAGAGCUUAAUCGUAAUAUAAGGCUACUGAAGCUACAGAAGCACUGAAUAGUCAUGCUUGAGCCAAUAUUUACACAGGUUGUCUAUAGGAUCGGCAAGCUCUGUUCUCAGAUACCAGUUUAAAGUUUAGUAUGGAGAGGUGAAGAAUGUUACAUUUUAAAAAAAUGUCAAAUAGAAAUCUUAUGAGAAAUGUCUGAAUCUUGUUAGUUUAAACAUACUAACAGUUCAUUUUUUUAAGGUGAGCAUCCUCUUUACUGUCAUUUUUCCCUGGCUUAAAAAAUUACAGUUGAAUUGGUGCUUUCAGGCAGGGAAAUGGUGAAUUAACCAAUAUAAAAAUGCUAGGACUGCUCACUUCCUACCCAGUGUCGUUCUUUAGAUUGUAGCAGCAGGUAUGUUUCUUAAAUAACACAUUGGAUUAUGUUUUCCAAGCAAACAUGAAAGCGAAGAUUAAAAAGGAGGUGUUUAUAAGUAAAUAUGUAUAUAUUAAUGUAUGUGUAUGUGCAUAUGUUAAAUAUUUAUCAACAAAUGUGGACCGGACAGUGCACAGUGUAAAUUAUAUUUUUAAAUACAUGUAGUUAAAGGAUGUCUAUGCAAAGUACAAAUGGAUUUAAUGAGACUGAAACAAAGUGACUGUACAGGUUUCAAUCAUUGUUUAAACAAGGAAAGGAGUCUGCCUGAAGCAAAAUCUGUCAAAUGCAAAUAAAAAUCAUUUGAUUGAA
Messenger RNA from Xenopus tropicalis (tropical clawed frog), 7974 nucleotides. RefSeq names its product cyclin T1 (gene ccnt1). The transcript has 9 exons. Gene Ontology annotation, biological process: regulation of transcription by RNA polymerase II. The record is from RefSeq and is a predicted model, not a curated record. Gene Ontology annotation, molecular function: cyclin-dependent protein serine/threonine kinase regulator activity. Lineage: Eukaryota; Metazoa; Chordata; Amphibia; Anura; Pipidae. Gene Ontology annotation, cellular component: nucleus. Bases 100 to 2013 code for a protein of 637 amino acids.